UAUGGAAGAUUUUUUUGUAUUGCAUAUUAUAUUUUAAUAUAUGAUUAAAUAUGGUGUCAUAUCCAUCAAUUAACAUAGUAGAUUCAAUAAUUGACGAGGUGGCAUUAGAAGGUUUGGAUGGUAUUACUAUAGAAGCGCUAUGGUUACGUUUAGCACACAGACUGCACAAUCCUAUACCAUUUUCAAAGCCAUUUAUGAUUCAAAUAUGGUCAGUGUGUGUUCAAAUCCGAGAAUUGGAAUUUUAUGAAUUAGAAACUACAAGAGAGUCACUUGUAAUUUUUGAUCGUUAUCAAUUUGUAGAUCCUGAUUUAGGUAUUAUAUUGGAACCAGAAAAUGUACCACCAGACAUUUAUCCACAUUGCCCAGUGCAUGAUGUUGUAAAUGAUAUUAAAGGAUCAUGUUCUACUUAUUAUACUAGGAAAGAUAUUACAAGACUUGUAAGAAACUUCAGCUUAGAUGAAGCUAUAGAAAAAUAUGGACAAAAAUUAGUUAUUGUUGCAUCACAAUCUGCUAGAAAUCACGCACUGAUGGGAGAUGAAGUAUCUCCUAUACUUGAAUUAAAUGUAAUACAGUAUUGUUUCCUAGAAAGAGUAGGAAGAUCUCGAUAUCAUGGUGAAGUUACCCAGGGAAAACUUAGUCUUAAUGCAUUGAAAGAAGAUCCUAAAAGUUUAUUUUAUCAUCGAAAGUUUUUACUACGCCAUAAACUAAUAACAAAGCAAAUACAUCAUCAAAAGAGUGGUAGUUAUAGUUGUAAUGGAAGCCUUUUACAUCUUCCACGAUUCUUUGUUGAAAGAAAACCAAAAAUAAUUUUUUUGGCUGAAGAAGUUAUAAAAAUUCUUAAGUCAAAACCUAAUUGCGUUGCAGAGUAUGAUGAAAUAAAACGCAAGUUGCAAAUUGAAAAUGCAAUAAAAAAAUUAUUUAAAACUUCAUUUUUCCAAAAAGUUGUGAAAACUGAUAUUAGAGUACCAUAUAGAACUUUAUAUCCUAAUGCAACACCAGUAGAAUGGCAGCAAAAAAAUAAUCCUACAAAGGAAAAGAAGAUUAAAGUAGUACAGUUAUUAUCUCCAAAUAUUGAUAUUCUUGAAGCUUGGAAUAAAGAUGAAAUACAAGAAGAAGAUGAACUUCAAGAAUUAAACAUCUCAAAUCAUAAAUAUGGAGUACCUUAUUUAAAACAAGCAAAUACGAUAAUUGAAGCUAAUAAAAUUGAUGGUGUAUGCCAAGGAAGUUUAGCUAAGAUAAUGGGACUGACAAAAUUACAAUCUCGGACGAUUUUACGAAAUAUAGUUAAAACCAAUAUUGUUGCUACUUAUAUGAAUGAUAUUGGUAGACAGAGACUUACAAAAUAUGUAUCAAAAAAAUAUGAAAAAGCUAGUAAACUUAGUAAACAAUUUAAUAAAGAAAUGCAUAAAAUUAAAGAACUUACAAAACAAAUUACAACUGAAAGUAAUGGUUUAGAAAAAGCUAAAAUAGAUAUAGAGGAAAAUAAAAAUGCCAUUAUUAAUAAUAAAGAAGAGAGUGUGGAAACGAUAUCUAAAUGUAAUAUAGUCGAUAAGGAUAAUUUAGUAGAAAACGAGUCAAAGACUACAACAAUAGAAUUGCAAAAAAUAUUUUAUAUUGUCAAUCGAAUAUUAUACAAAUAUCAUGUAACAAAGCGUCCAAAUAGGUAUAAAUGCACUUUCUCUAAUUAUUUAUCAAGUAAAAUUAACAAAAUUGAGGUGAAAGAAGAAAAUUCAUACUCUAAUAAUACAUUAUUGGAAAUUUCUGAAUUAUCAAAAAAUGAAAAAGCAGUAGCUGCAUAUAAGAAUAUAAAAGUUGAUUUAACAGUUUUGAAACCUACAAAUAAAACGAAAUCAGAAAACGAAGUAUAUGGAUUUAUGGAGGAUGUACAAAAUAUUGAAAAGAAAAGUGUGACAAAUAUUACAUAUAGAUUAUUGCGAAGAGCUAAUAUGAUUAUAGAAUCAGUUAAAGAACAUCAAGUUAUUGAUGACAUGACGAAAUUAAUGAAGAUGAUACACGAAGAAGAAGAUAAAGAAGGUUAUGAUGUAAAAAUUGAUAAAAAAUCUUUAAUUAGAUUGUUACAAAAGCUUGCCAAAGAUAAUUUAGUAAAACAUAUAAAAAUAACUUUGAGUGGAAGUGGGAAAGAGAAACAUUUAACAUUUAUAUGUGAUCCAAACAUUGAUAUUAAAAGUGGUGUUAUUCAAUCAGCUGUGGAGCAAGCAAAAUUGAAAUUCUAUUUGGUGGCCUCACAAAAACCUAAAUCAUCUAUGAAACCAAAAUUCGAACCUAACAAAAGUUUAAAAUCUGAAAAUGAUAAAUCUUCAUCCCAACAAUCUAUAAUGGUACCAUCAAGUUUCAAAUGUGGACCUAGAAUAUCAAGAAAAUACGGAUAUAGUCCCAAAUUUCUUCGUAUGCAAGCAUUACAUAUUUUCUUAUUUUAUUUGGUUUAUGAACAUCCUGGAGAACAAACUUUUUCAAAAACAGAACAAAUCAAACUUUUGAGAAGUAAUGAUUUUAACAUUACUGAAGAAUUAGUAGAGGAAUUCAGUACAAUUUAUACUAAAACUGUUAGUUGGAAAAUGUUUGUACCACCUUUGCCACAAUAUAAUGGUUGGCCCAAAGGAUGGACACUAAUGUGUGAUGUCCUUUUACGACUUCCUUUGUCGAUAUUCUUAAAGAUCCAUUACAUUUCAUUUUCAAUACCAGAAAUGGAUAAAUACAUAAAUCAUCCUAUUCGGAAACAUUAUUUAGUUAGAGAUUUACCGGUGGAUAUUCGAAAUUCUUUGCUGUAUGCUCGAAAAUAUAUAUUUCAUAUUCAUGAAACUGUAACAAGAUUAUGUUAUAUUGGAUUAGUGCAAUUUGGGCCUCAAAAGCUGAAAGAGAAAGAUCAAGUAUUCAUUUAUGUGAAUCGUCAUACUGAAUUAAUGGAUACAACAUCUUCUGCUCCUAGUUAUCAUAUAAUUGAAGAUAAAUCUUAUCCCAUAAUUAAAUAUAACUUCGUCGAAAUUCAGGUAGUCGAGAAAUACUGGUAUGAUAUGUGGAAUACAUGUAUUAAUACGCCAUUAGGCGGCCGGCUUGUUGUUCAAGGCAAAGAUAUAGUGUUAGAAGACUUAAAUAAAAAGGCUGAUAUGAUUCAAGCAGUAGUAGCCCGCUCUCCAGAAGAAGCUGUAAAAUUAGAUACUGGUAAAGUACCUGGAGACCGCAAAGGUGCUGCCGGAAUAGAUUCAGCGUGUUUUGCACAUCUUAAAAGAAAUUGGAACUGGGGUUUCUCUAGUUCGGGUGUUCGACAAACAAAGAAAGAACAGAAUGUAAUUUACGAGAGGGAUAUGUAUCUGGCUAAAAUAAAGGCAAAACCUAUUAGAUUUACCGAAUUUUCCGGAUUGAAAACAGUGUCUGGGCCCCUUUCUUUAAGUGCAACAGAAUUCAGAAAGAAAGUCCAAACUAAAAAUACUGAAGGUUUAGAUCAACAAAAUAAAUAUGAAGCGCUGACAUGCCAGCGAAGUACGAAGCAAAAAUCCUAUGUUAGGAGAGUGUUACCUCGUAAAUGUAGUAAUAAAAGAAGAACUAAAUACGACGAGAUUGAUUAUCGAGCAUUACAACGAAUGCACAAGUUACGAGUGGAUUGGGAACCAUACGAGGAUAAGAUUUUACUUAUCUGUAAGGUUGCCAUGGUAUAUCUUUGUCCAAAUCCACGUAAACAAGUAAUAACAUUUUCUGCAGUAAGAGAUGUAUUACGGACAUAUUCGUAUACUUCACAUAACAAAACAUCAAGAGCUUGUCAACGUCGACUUUUAUAUAUGCUCAGACAACAACGGAACGUUAACACUGUUGCUUUAGGCGUCGAAGAACUUAAGCAAAAUUUUUUCCUUAAAAAGCGCUUUGGUGGCAUUGUAGAGAAACUUAAAGAAGAACAUAAAAAUCCUCAUGAAUAUGAAAAACAAGUUACAGAGGCAUUUAAAUCACUUAUUGCCUACAUUGCAAAGAAGUACUAUGAUAUUUCAGAUGUUGGAUCUAAAGAACCAUUACCUGUACCAAUGACAGUACAAGAAUUUAAUUUAUUUUACAAAGUUGUACAUCCCACAAAACCGUUCUAUAAUCGUGGAUUUACGAAGGAUAUUCGAAAUAUCAAUGACAUACACUCCGCAGUCAUAAAUUCUGUCAUUCAUAGUUCAAUGUGUUGUGGCAAGGAUAGACGAUCUUGGGCAUAUCAAUUAUUUAAAGUGUAUCAGCAGUAUCCAGAGAUGUUGUUGAGAAAUGCUAUGGCAAAAAUUCGUAGUGAUCAAAUGGUUACAAUUAAAAAGAAUCAAUUGACUAAUAUAAGAAAAUAUGGUAAUUAUAUGCCAAUGAGUAGUUCUCAGUAUCAGUUAAGUAGUAAUUAUAUAUAUAAGUUUCACACUAAAUGGCCAUAUGGCAUAUUUAAGGAAUCAUAUGAUGUGUUUCUUCAACUUAGUAAUUGGUACUGUCAUAAUCAAAUGAAUGAUAAAGGUAAUGCAUCAGAUAAAUGUAAUGGUGUUGAAAUAUUAACAAUUACUGGUGGUUUAAUAGGUGCAAUACACGAUUAUAUUGUACGAGAUCAAAUAGAUUUUGAUAUUGAAAUACCUGAUCAAGUUAUAAUGCUUGAUCCCAGAUUAAAAGAGAAAGAUGAAACAUACUUUAGAAUAGCUAAACGAUAUCAGGAUGUAUUAGCUAGUUUAGAUAAUUUGAAGUUUAUAAAAGAAUCAUCUUUGCAAACUAGUAGUGCAGUAACUAAUAUUGAAGAACAUGGUGAUAAAUGUUUGAAUUCUGAGGUUGAUAUUUUACAUUAUAAUGAUAUACAUAAUACUUAUGGGAAAUCAGAUAGAGAUGGUUUUUCAGAUUUAGAUGCGGAAAAGAACAUACUUUUGUCAGAAAAUGAAGGUGAAAGAAGAAGUUUUAGAGAUGUGAAGCAUUUUACGGACUCUGAUGAAUUAAAUUUCGAUACCGAUGAGGAAAAUGGUCGUAAUGUAGUCGAUGAUGAACAGAAUAUAAUUAAAUUUCAAGAUGGAACUAAAAUUGUAUUAAACAAAGACGAUGUGGAGCGUGCAACACUAUAUGAUGAUGACUCAAUGAUGGAAAUAGAAGAAGGUAAAACAUAUACUGUAGAUAGUAUUUCUACAAUAGACAGUGCAGUGCAAGAAAAAAGUAUAGACGAAGAUUCAAAUAAAGUGUCUAAAUUUCAAAGUAUAAUUCAAGUAAAACAUAAUCAUGUAUCAAUAUCAGAAAAUACAAACAAUAAACACGAAGAUAAUAUAUUAAAUACAGAAAGAACAUCUCCAUCUAACUUAUAUAUAGGAUCAAGUGUAAAUAAAGAAGACAAAUUAAUUAUAUCUGGAAGAAAAAGACAAAGAGAUAAUGAUGAACAAACAUUGGAUCCAGAUGAAUCUGUUCAAAAAAAAAAGAAAUCUGAUCAUAAGGUACAGACAGAAAAAAAUGAAGAAAAUAUACAAAAUGAUUUUUCCAUUUUGAUUGAAACAUCAAAUAAAACACAAAAUGAAGAUUCAAGAAAACAUUCCAAUAAUGAAAAGAUGAUAAUUAAUGAUGCAAAAUCCACUAAUAAUAUGGAAUGUGAAAUUUCAUUGCAACCAAAAAAGAGCAGUGAACAUACUUUCACGCGUAUUAGUGAUAUUUUAAGAACUAUUCCAACAGAACAGAGCUAUUUGAAUUCAUAUUGUAAGAUUGAUGAUUCAGAUGUACACAAGCGAUAUACUCGUAUAGCUUUAUUACGAAUGAGAGAAGAAUUGAAUGAACUUACAGUAGCAGAUAGUCAUCAUGCACAUGAAUAUUUCGUUGUAAAUAUGUUUAAAGUUUUUUAUUCUUUAUGCCAAUUAAAGUCACUAAAUAUAAGAGAAAAUGAAAAUUUUAAAGGUCUUCCAGUGCCUUCAGAUCUAUUGCCUUUAAGAUUAAGUACUGCAAAUAAUUUAAUACAAGAAAUAAAUAAAUCUGCAGUUUUUCCAAAGGAAGGUAUUUCAUACUCUGAUUUUAAGAAAAAUUUAUCUACUAAUUUCUCUCUAAAUUUGAAUAACAUGGAAGCAGUAUAUAGAUUUGUACGUGAUAAAAAAGAACUUGGAGUUAGUAUUAAAGAGUUGAUAGAUGAAUUUGAAGAUACUUUAGGAGAAGAUUUAUACCGAAUUGUUUCUUUCCUUGCUGAUAAUUACAUAUUUUUGCGAUCUGGUGUAACGACAGUUCGGUACAUACAUCAUCGCCAUGCUGAUGCUUGGUUAAUACAUUCCUAUAAGAUAUGCCGCCUCGAAAAAGAAUCACUUAUACCAAUUCCUAAAGGAACUGUAUACGUGAUGAACUCUAAAGAUACAUUAAAUAAAGAUAAUGGUAUAAAUACAAUAAAAGAACCUAAUAAAAGUCUUAGUUCACCAUUAGAGAAUGAAUCAUUAAAAACUGUUUGUGAGAAUAUGAUUGAAGAAAAUAUUCAGUCAGAAAUAAAAGAUAACGAAAAUAAAAAUGAAGAUUCUAAUAAAGAUAUAUCUAGUCAUAGUGAUGAAGAAUAUAAUACGCAAGUUAAAAAAAGGAUGCAAAGGAAGAGAACUAGAUUACUACCUCAGAAAGAUAUAUCUAGAGCUGCAAAGCAAUUAGAUUUAAAUACAAAACAAGAAAUAAAAGUAGCUAUAAAGCCAUGGAUUCGAAUAGAUGGAAUUUUAAAUCGACGAGUACUUGAUCGUAUGUUAGGGUCAAUUUUGUCAUACUGUUUAACACGCCCGGGUAUAGCAUUAACUAAAAUACAAAAUAGAUUUGUCCCUCCUCUUCAACCAUGUCAUACACGCGAAUUAGUUGAGAUAUUGGUAAAGUUAAAAUGUUUGGAAAAAAUACUCUUGAAAAAGUCACGUGUGACGUUAUUUUCGAAACCAUCCCAAGUUAAGCUGAAAGUUGCAAAUAAUGAUUGGGCUACUGAAGAAGAUAUUUUCCUUGAACCUACGAGUGGAGCAAUAUUAAAAUUUGGAAUAUUUUUAAGUACUAAGAUGUAUAGUACUGAUUUUAUUACAUAA
This is a messenger RNA of Eufriesea mexicana, 7013 nucleotides long. RefSeq names its product general transcription factor 3C polypeptide 1. The coding region runs from base 51 to 7013 and encodes 2320 amino acids. Gene Ontology annotation, cellular component: transcription factor TFIIIC complex. Gene Ontology annotation, molecular function: DNA binding. NCBI's taxonomy places the organism in Eukaryota, Metazoa, Arthropoda, Insecta, Hymenoptera, Apidae. Gene Ontology annotation, biological process: 5S class rRNA transcription by RNA polymerase III; transcription initiation at RNA polymerase III promoter. The transcript is spliced from 12 exons. The record is from RefSeq and is a predicted model, not a curated record.